This is a messenger RNA of Toxotes jaculatrix (banded archerfish), 7770 nucleotides long. It is a transcript of the gene col14a1b, whose product is annotated as collagen alpha-1(XIV) chain. The transcript has 48 exons. Gene Ontology annotation, molecular function: protein binding. The record is from RefSeq and is a predicted model, not a curated record. Bases 139 to 5754 code for a protein of 1871 amino acids. Gene Ontology annotation, cellular component: interstitial matrix. Lineage: Eukaryota; Metazoa; Chordata; Actinopteri; Toxotidae.
GCUGAACAGAGUGGAUCAGAGACGCCCGGAGGUCUGGCGAGCCGCUCACACACACCUGUCCGGAGGAGAGGAGCCGCGGAGCCUGGAAACCUAUGAUCUGAGAAGGUGUGCUGUGUCCUCCUGUCUGCUGGUAUCAGGAUGCUGUUCUCAGUCAGACUCAGUCUCUGCCUGCUGGGCUUGGUCCUCAUCUCUCUGUUCCCUCAGCCUGCGCGGGGCCAAGUUUCAUCGCCACGGAGAUUUCGUGCCAAAGUCCUGAGCCCCACCAAACUGCAAGUGAUGUGGAAAGAGCCGAAAGGAGAGUUUGAAAGCUACAAAGUCAUUUACACCACACAACCAGGUGGACAGCAGAAGGAGGUUCAGGUAUCGAAGCAGGAAGCAAAGCUCCUCAUUGAGGACUUUGACCCCUCUAAAGAAUACAACUUUAAGAUCAUUGCAGUCAACAGAGGACGGGAGAGCAAACCUCUUCAGGCCAAGCAUGAAGCUCAGCCAUCAGGCGUCGCGAUGGUUCAGUCCCAGAGGAGACAAGACAGCGGUGUCACUCAGGAGAACAACGAGAUCUUGGAAGCUGAAGACCGGUUUAUGUGUAAGACUCCGGCCAUCGCUGACAUUGUGAUUCUGGUGGACGGCUCCUGGAGUAUUGGUCGCAUCAACUUCAGGCUGGUCAGGACGUUCCUGGAAAACCUGGUCAAGGCCUUCUCUGUGGAGUUUGACAAGACCAGGAUCGGCCUGGCUCAGUACAGCGGCGACCCCAGGAUUGAGUGGCAUCUUAACACUCACACCACCAAAGAGGCUGUGAUCGAUGCUGUGAAGAACCUGCCCUAUAAAGGUGGAAACACCCUGACAGGUUUGGCUCUGACCUUCAUCCUGGAAAACAGCUUCAAACCAGGGUCUGGAUCCAGACCCGGCGUUCCCAAGAUAGGAAUCCUCAUCACCGACGGGAAGUCCCAGGAUGAUGUGAUACCCCCCGCACAGAGCCUCAAGGAAGCUGGGAUAGAACUGUUCGCCAUUGGUGUGAAAAACGCAGACGAGAACGAGCUGAAGGCCAUCGCCUCUCCUCCUGAGCAAACUCACGUCUACAACGUGGCGGACUUCAGUGUGAUGAGUGACAUUGUGGAAGGUCUCACCAAGACCGUGUGCGACCGAGUGGAGCAGCUGGACAAGCAGCUCAAAGGGGGUGAACCUGCCCCCCCUCCAACCUCUGUAGCUCCUCCCCGUGACCUGGUGACGUCUGAGAUCACGGCUCGCAGUUUUCUGGUGUCAUGGACCCACGCACCGGGCCAGGUGGAGAAGUACCGCGUGGUCUACUACCCGGCCAGCGGAGGACAGCCAGAAGAAAAAGUGGUUCAGGGCACAGAGAACCGCGUGGAGCUGAACUACCUGAACUCUCUGACCGAGUACCAGGUGGCCGUUUUUGCCAUCUACCGCAGCUCCGCCAGCGAGGCCCUGAGAGGAAGUGCUACCACAUUGGCCCUGCCCAUGGUGAACGACCUGGAGUUGUUUGAUAUCACUCACAGCACCAUGAGGGUCCGCUGGAAGAUCGCUGCAGGGGCUUCUGGGUACAUGAUCCUUUACGCCCCGCUGACUGAAGGAGACCCUGCAGACGAGAAGGAGGUGAAGGUGGCAGACUCAGUGAAUGAGGUGGAGCUUGAGGGACUGACUCCGGCCACAGAGUACACAGUGACAGUCUACGCCAUGUAUGGAGAGGAGGCCAGCGACCCCAUGACCAGCCAGCAGACCACAUUACCACUGACCCCGGCAAAGAACCUGCGUUUCUCAGACGUGGACCACAGCUCUGCGCGGCUCGCGUGGGACUCCGCCUCCAGGAAGGUCAAAGGUUACCGUGUCAUGUACGUCAAGACCAACGGAGUCCAGACCAACGAGGUGGAUGUCGGCCGCGUGACCACCUGGUUGCUAAGAAACCUGACCUCGCUGACCGAGUACACAGUUGGCGUCUUUGCCAUCUACGAGGAGGGACAGGCUGAGGCUGUGACUGACAGCUUCACUACAAAGACCGUCCCAGACCCGCUGGAUCUGAAGAGCAGUGACAUCUCUACAGAAAGCUUCAGGGUGUCGUGGGAACACGCGGCCUCUGAUGUGGUGCUGUACCGACUCACCUGGACGCCCACCGAUGGAGGAGACAGUGAGGAGGCUCUGGUGAAUGGAAAUAUUAACACCUACCUGAUAAAAGGACUCAGCCCGUCCACAGAGUACGAAGUCCUCCUGGCUGCCAUCUAUGGAAACGAGGUGGAGAGUGACGAGGUGAUCCUCGUGGAGUCCACCGUUGAAAGAACAACCACCGUUGCUACGACAACCACCACCACAGCAGCUCCUCGUUACGGGGUGAGGAACCUGAGGAUCGAUGAGGAAACCACCUUCAGCAUGCGGGUGUCGUGGCAGCCCGUCGAGUCCAGAAACGUCCGACACUAUCGACUGAACUACAUCAGUGCCAAGGGAGACCGAGCAGAGGAGACGAGGACGGUGCCCACCGGACAGAGCAGCCUGGUCCUGCAGCCUCUGCUGUCGGAUACAGAGUACAAAGUCACCGUCACUGCUGUUUACCCUGAGGGCGACGGACCAACGGCGGCGCGAAUGGGACGAACGCUUCCUCUUUCAGCUCCUAAGAACCUGCGCGUAUCAGAGGAAUGGUAUAACCGCUUCAGGAUCAGCUGGGACGUUCCGCCUUCACCCACCAUGGGUUACAGAGUCGUCUACCAGCCUCUGUCAGCCCCUGGGUCCGCUCUGGAAACCUUCGUGGGCGAGGACGUGAACACCAUGCUGAUCGUCAACCUGCUGAGUGGGACGGAGUACAGUGUCAAGGUCAUUGCCUCCUACACCACCGGAUCGAGUGAAGCCCUCUCAGGGAGGGCCAAGACCUUGUACCUGGGGGUGACUAACCUGAGCACGUAUCAGGUGAGGAUGACCGGUUUGUGCGCCCAGUGGCAGCUUCACCGACACGCCAGCGCCUACAGAGUGGUGAUCGAGUCCCUGCUCAACGGUCAGAAGCAGGAGACGAAGCUGAGCGGAGGAGCCAGCAGACACUGUUUCAACAACCUGAAGCCCAGCACGCAGUAUAAGAUCAGUGUGUAUGCUCAGCUGCAGGACGGGACUGAGGGCCCUGCAGUCACUGCUACUGCGAAGACAUUACCCAUCCCGACUCCGGCGCCGACCAAGCCCCCCACCACCACCCCUCUACCCACAAUCCCCCUGGCCAAAGAAGUCUGUAAGGCAGCCAAAGCAGACCUGGUCUUUCUGGUCGAUGGUUCCUGGAGUAUCGGUGAUGACAAUUUCCUGAAGAUCAUCCGCUUCCUGUACAGCACCACCGGAGCUCUGGACAGGAUCGGGCCGGAUGGCACGCAGGUCGCCAUAGUCCAGUUCAGUGACGAUGCCCGGACUGAGUUCAAGCUGAACUCGUACAGUGACAAGGAGCGACUGCUCGACGCCAUCAACAAGAUCUCCUACAAGGGAGGAAACACCAAGACGGGUCGAGCCAUCCAGCAUGUGAAGGAAAACAUCUUCACAGUGGAGGCAGGAGUCAGGAGAGGAAUCCCCAACGUCCUCGUGGUCCUCACCGACGGCCGAUCCCAGGACGAUGUCAACAAGGUUUCCAAGGAGAUGCAGAUGGAAGGUUACAUCGUGUUUGCUAUCGGCUUUGCUGACGCUGACUAUGGCGAGCUGGUGAGCAUCGCCAGUAAACCCAGUGACAGACACGUCUUCUUUGUGGACGACCUGGACGCAUUCAAGAAGAUUGAGGAGAAGCUGGUGACCUUUGUGUGUGAAGCUGCCACUGCCACUUGUCCGUCUAUACCGAUGAGCGGCAGCACGACACCAGGUUUCCGUAUGAUGGAGCUGUUUGGGCUGGUGGAGAAUCGGUACAGCAGCAUCUCCGGCGUUUCCAUGGUACCUGGCACCUUCAAUACGUUCCCCUGUUUCCACCUGCUCAGUGAUGCACUGCUGGCACAGCCGACCAGGUACAUCCAUCCUGAGGGGCUGCCCUCUGACUACACCAUCACCCUGCUGUUCAGACUGCUGCCCAACACUCCAGAGGAGCCCUUUGCCCUCUGGGAGAUCCUCAACAAGAACAGCGAGCCGCUGGUGGGAGUCAUCGUGGACAACGGAGGAAAAACUGUGACGUUCUUCAACAACGACUACAAAGGAGACUUUCAGACGGUGACCUUCGAAGGGCCAGAGAUCAAAAAACUCUUCUACGGCAGCUUCCAUAAGCUUCACAUUGCGAUCAGCAAGACCAGCGCCAAGGUGUUUAUUGACUGUAAGAUGGUGGCCGAGAAGGGGAUCAACGCGGCGGGGAACAUCACCACUGAUGGACUGGAAGUUCUGGGCCGGAUGGUCCGCUCCAGAGGGAACAAGGACAACUCUGCACCGUUCCAGCUCCAGAUGUUUGACAUCGUCUGCAGCACUUCAUGGGCCAACAGAGACAAGUGCUGUGAACUUCCUGGUCUGAGGAAGGAGGUAGACUGCCCAGCCUUGCCCAAAGCCUGCACCUGCACCCAGGACAGCAAAGGCCCCCCAGGCCCUGCUGGACCACCAGGAGGCCCGGGAAUCAGAGGAGCCAGAGGUGAUCGUGGAGAGCCCGGUCCUGUGGGGCCAAGUGGUGCAGUCGGUGAUACAGGUGUACCUGGACCUCAGGGACCCCCGGGACCACAAGGACCCAGUGGACGCUCGAUCAUUGGGCCCCCAGGUUCACCAGGAGAGAGAGGCCAGAAAGGUGACAGUGGACAACAAGGAGCUCAGGGAGUUCCUGGCAGACCCGGAGCUCCAGGCAGAGAAGGACCUGCAGGACCGAGAGGGCUGCCAGGCAAAGACGGCCCGCCGGGCAGCCAGGGGCCCUCAGGAACUAUCGGGACACCAGGAGCCCCAGGGGCUCCAGGAACUACGGGCCCUCCAGGGAAACAGGGAGAACUGGGUCCUCCGGGUCCUCCUGGAGGCAAGGGGGAGAAAGGUGAACGGGGUGACGUCCAGUCGACAGCAUCGGUUCAGGCCAUCGCCCGGCAGGUCUGUGAGCAGCUGAUCCAAAGCCACAUGGCGCGCUACAACUCCAUCCUGAACCAUGUACCCAGUCCACCAGUGUCUGUCCGCACUGUGCCAGGACCGCCGGGGGAGCCCGGACGCCAGGGAUCACCAGGACCCCAGGGAGAACAGGGACCCCCUGGGAGACCUGGCUUCCCUGGACAGAAUGGACAGAACGGGCAACCUGGAGAAAGAGGUCAAUCAGGAGAGAAGGGGGAGAAGGGAUCUCCAGGGGUCGGAGUCCAAGGCCCCAGAGGACCCCCAGGACCCCCUGGUGCCCAAGGACAGGGCAGACCCGGCAGCCAGGGUGCAUCAGGGCGGCCUGGGAAUCCUGGAGCCCCUGGUCGACCAGGGGUUCCCGGACCCAUUGGCACCGCAGGGCCUCCAGGAUACUGUGACCCCAACUCCUGUGUGGGCUACAACGUCGGAGAGGGUGAGGAUGUCACUGACGGUGGCGCUGUCCCCGCAGUCCGACUGCCACCCAACGUCUUCCAAAACUAUGGCGAGGUUGAGGAGGACGACCCCUACCGCUACUACCAGCCCAACUACCCGGCCCCGCGGCCCGUGUCGCCCGACGACCCCGCCCUCGCCCUGGACGACAUCGAGCUGAGGUCCCCCGGCGUCUACCGCAGCUCACGGAGCGUGGACAGGGAGGAGGAGGGGGAGGGAGUCGGGCCAAAGAGGAGGCUAAAGAGAGGAGUGAAGACGCUGCCGGGACUAACUGACUGAGAGGAGGUGAUUGGAGGACCGACGGCCGCCCGCUGUUUCUGAUUGGACGGUUUGGAGCCGUUAUGGACCAAUCAACAAGUGCCUGAUGUAGAGGAUUUCUUAUGGACAUUGUAGAGGGGACAGGGUGGGGGUAUCAGGUUGGGACUAUUUUAACUCAUCUAUGCUAUUAACUUCAACAAAACCAUUUUGUGUUGUUUUGCUUUGUUUUUGUUUUUGUUGUUUUGUUAUUGUUUUUUUGUUUUGGAGACAGCUGUUUGAAAUGAACUGAUCCUGACUGGUUUAUGUUUCACUGUUUGCUUUCUGUCCCAACACACGUCCCUGUUCUCAGGUUCACCUGUGAACCGUCUCUGUCGUCAGAUCCAAGCUUUCGCUGCUUGUUAUUCACCUGGUUGGUAAAGUGCCUCCUAACUGGCUCAGAUUACAGCAAACCCACCAGCAGCGCCGUCGCAGACAUGUCAGCUGACACCGGGACAGAUGAAUACAUGAAAAAGGAUUAAGUUUUGAUUUUACGCAUCUGUAAAAUGCGAUUUGGUUGGUACACACAGGUGUGUGUGUGUGUGUGCAGCAGUGUCACAGUGGCUGCACACGGAUGAAGCAGGUGAACUGUUCAUUCACAUCCAAAUGGAUUUUAUUUGUGCAAACGUUUCACGUGUCACAUUAUUCAUUUGCAGAAUGUGACACCACCACAGGCUCAGUUAGGCCUUCAUUUGUCCUUCUAUAAAAUUUAUUACCUGUCACUCAAGGUAAUUAAGUGGUAAAUUCAGUUUUUCAUUUUAUGUGUAUUUGUCAGGGAAAAGUGACGAUUGUUUAAUCAAAGUAAACUUUUUUUUUUAGUCCCUUUUGUUGCAGACUGUCUCUCUGGAGCAUUAACAGGUGUUAAUGUUAACACAUUAAAUAUCUUUUGACACAGAGUUACCUUCCUACAGUAAAGCACAAAAUAAAAAAACAAACCGACGAUCCAACUGAAAAAACACCCGCUGAUUUUCGACAGAGCAAAACCACAGAGCGACGUGAUUUCGUCUGAUCUGCAGAAACUACAAAACUCUACAACCUGCACAACGAUUCCGACUUUACCGUGUUUCUGCUGCGUCCUUUGAUUUAAAGGCUCAGAACCAGCUCUCAAGCUUCAGAACGAAAAAACAAAAAACAGUUAUUUAUGUAAAGUUUUGCAUGUUUUUGUUUUCACCAUGUGAUGUAUCAUUUCUUUAAGCUCAUAGAGCCAUAGACACAUUUUACCGUUUCAUAUAAAAGUUUUUUUUUCUUCAGAGCUUUCAUUGAGACAUAUGCAUUUAUUAUUAUCACAGUAUUAAGCUCGUACUAAUGUUGCUGUGUAUUUGAGGUUGAUAAAAAGAAAUGUGGUAAAGACAAACAGCUUAAAAUGGGAGAGUUGUUGCAUUUCUUUGUGUGUGCUGCACGAGUCACCGACACACAAACAGAAAGAAAAUCUUUACAAAGAUGAGGAGAUGAUUUUGAGGACGGACAGCUGUUUCCCUCUCUGUGUUUGUUCUCAUUUUGUUUUUUGUUGCUUCUUUGGAUUGAUCUGCCUCCACGUGUAACAUUCAUCAUCAAGCUAAUUUAAUUUAAGCUGCCGUCUGUUCCAGGAAAAGACUCUCUGGGUCUCAGUUAUUCAUUUUUCAUAUUUUAUGCAGAGACUGAUUUGAAACACAGCAGCGCACUCUGAGGCCGGAAUGUGUUUAUUUGCAUUUAUACGUUAAAUUUCUUACAUUUGUUUUAUUGCUGGAUAUCAGUUAUAUGAAAGGAAGUCCAGUCAUUUGGAGGAAGGUGCGCCUCAUUUAUUCACCUCACUCGAGCACAGAUUCAGCUUCUCCAAAACCUUUUCAGCUCCGUGUUUCUGAGGCCUUCAGGUCUGUGAGGAGGUCAGAAUAAAAACAGGCCGCAUGGUUUGAUUUCCUUCUAAUCCUCUGACCAGGAUGUUUAAAAAACAAAAUCAAGGAAGUAAUUUAUUUUUUACUUGGUAUUGAUUUUAUCAGAACAAUAAAACUGAAGUACAACGUU